AUGAUUUACGGCCUUCUUAGCGGGAUCUACCAAUUGGUACUGCACCACGGUCAGACGUCUCUUGGCCAGACUCGUCUCUCCAUCCUCGUUUCACAGCAACUAGGCAACAAAGAUCCUCGAGUCCGAGCAGCGGCACUUGAUCUCCUAGCCAGUUUAGAAAGAAAAAUAGGCAAUGAUCAAUUCUGGUCUGGUUUGGGUAAUGAGUAA
Molecule: messenger RNA, 207 nt
Organism: Protopolystoma xenopodis
Lineage: Eukaryota; Metazoa; Platyhelminthes; Monogenea; Polystomatidea; Polystomatidae
Source: the annotation of a GenBank genome assembly